This is a messenger RNA of Trypanosoma grayi, 270 nucleotides long. Its product is annotated as putative dynein light chain. Lineage: Eukaryota; Euglenozoa; Kinetoplastea; Trypanosomatida; Trypanosomatidae. The transcript has a single exon. Gene Ontology annotation, molecular function: dynein intermediate chain binding; dynein light intermediate chain binding. Bases 1 to 270 code for a protein of 89 amino acids. Gene Ontology annotation, biological process: microtubule-based process. Gene Ontology annotation, cellular component: dynein complex. The record is from RefSeq and is a predicted model, not a curated record.
AUGAGCGACCGCAAGCCGAACGUGAAGUUCGCCGACAUUAGUGAGGAGAUGCAGAACGACGCGUUGACGGUUGCCGCCAAGGCGAUCAAGGAGCAUCAGAUGGAGAAGGACAUUGCCGCGUACAUAAAGAAGGAGUUUGACAAGCGCCACAACCCCACCUGGCAGUGCAUAGCUGGUCGCAACUUUGGUGCUGACGUUGUGCACGAGGCAAAGCACUUCAUUUACUUUUAUGUUGGCCAGAUUUCGGUUCUUUUGUGGAAGACGGGGUGA